Molecule: messenger RNA, 4083 nt
Organism: Limanda limanda (common dab)
Lineage: Eukaryota; Metazoa; Chordata; Actinopteri; Pleuronectiformes; Pleuronectidae
Gene: picalmb
Product: phosphatidylinositol binding clathrin assembly protein b
Exons: 23
Coding region: 392-2590 (732 amino acids)
Biological process (GO): clathrin coat assembly; synaptic vesicle budding from presynaptic endocytic zone membrane; clathrin-dependent endocytosis
Cellular component (GO): clathrin-coated vesicle; synaptic vesicle; clathrin-coated pit
Molecular function (GO): clathrin heavy chain binding; phosphatidylinositol-4,5-bisphosphate binding; 1-phosphatidylinositol binding
Source: RefSeq, a predicted model, not a curated record
AGCCGGGGCCGGGUCGGAUGAGUCAGCGAGUGGACCGAGCGGCCGCUGCAGCCCCGAAACCUGAAUGAACCACACCGGAACCAGCAGAAGGAGGAAAGAAACCGAGGCUUGUUUGUGUGACUGUUGUUAGUUUCCGGUUCUUUUAUUCAUUCCUCCGCUGACAGACACGCAGGCUAGUCCUGAUCCUACCGGGGGGGAGAAGGUGGUGGUCCGGCCAGGCUACUACUACAGCUGCUGCUGCUGCGGAGGUGGAGGAGGUAGCGGAGGAGGAGGAGGAGGUUUCUCCCGGUUUCUGGUUUCCUUCCGAGGGUCACGUUUAAAAGACUGAGGCGGGCGGGGGACACACACGGUUUUUGAUUUUUAAAAAAGCUCUUUUGUUGGCACCACCAAGAUGUCGGGGCAGAGCAUCACGGACCGGAUCACCGCAGCCCAGCACAGUGUGACGGGAUCCGCCGUGUCCAAGACGGUGUGCAAGGCCACCACACACGAAAUCAUGGGCCCGAAGAAGAAGCAUCUGGACUACUUGAUCCACUGCACCAACGAGAUGAACGUGAACAUUCCACAACUGGCCGACUCGCUGUUUGAGCGGACCACCAACACCAGCUGGGUGGUCGUAUUCAAGUCACUUAUCACCACACAGCACCUCAUGGUCUAUGGCAACGAGCGUUUCGUCCAGUACUUGGCUUCAAGGAAUACACUUUUCAACCUCAGUAAUUUUUUGGAUAAAAGUGGGUUACAAGGCUAUGACAUGUCCACGUUUAUCAGGAGGUACAGUCGAUACCUGAACGAGAAAGCUGUUUCAUACAGACAGGUUGCCUUUGACUUCACAAAAGUAAAACGCGGAGUGGACGGUGUUAUGAGGAUGAUGAAUACAGAGAAGCUGCUCAAGACUAUCCCCAUAAUUCAGAACCAGAUGGACGCCCUCCUUGAUUUCAAUGUUAACGCCAACGAGCUGACUAAUGGAGUCAUCAAUGCAGCCUUCAUGCUCCUCUUUAAAGACUCCAUCAGGCUCUUUGCUGCUUACAAUGAAGGCAUCAUCAACCUGCUUGAGAAAUACUUUGACAUGAAGAAGAUUCAGUGUAAAGAAGGUUUGGACAUUUACAAGAAGUUUCUCACCCGAAUGACCCGGAUAUCAGAGUUCCUCAAAGUAGCAGAGCAGGUGGGCAUUGAUCGAGGUGACAUUCCAGACCUUUCACAGGCUCCCAGUAGCCUCCUCGAAGCUCUGGAGCAGCACUUGGCCUCUUUAGAGGGCAAGAAAGUCAAAGACUCCACCGCAGCCAGCAGGGCCAGCACUCUGUCAAAUGCAGUGUCAUCACUGGCCAGCACGGGGAUGUCAUUCACUAAAGUGGAUGAGCGGGAGAAGCAGGCAGCUCUCGAAGAGGAACAGUCUCGACUCAAAGCUCUGAAGGAACAAAGGCUUAAAGAGCUCUCUAAGAGGCCGUCCUUUGCCACCACUGAUACGUCGCCUAUCUCCACCACCGGGGGCACAAUCAGCUCAGCAACGGCCAUCGACCUCUUCUCUACACCCGGCUGCUCAAAUGGGGCCGUGAAGAUGGAGAGUGACCUGUUUGACCUGCAGUCGACCUUCCAGCCCUCCAUGCAGUCCUCUUCAACAGGGCUUCCGGUGGCCACAGCAUGGGCAGAUCCUUUCACCUCUGCUGAAGCUGGAGAUGAUUCCAUGCCAAACCUCAACCCUUUCCUCUCAAAACUCGUUGUCGAUGCCUCUCACUUACCUGUCGUGUCUUCAGACGGUGUUAGCUUUUCCUCUAUGACGUCUGGUCAUGAAAUGUUUGGUGAUCGUUACAAUCCCUUUACUGACACAAACUCAACCGUUUCAAGCAAUUACAAACGCACAGUGCGGAUAGAACCCUCCGCUUCAGACUCCUUCUGUGGUCCAGUGUCCAUUGCCCAGCACCUCCCACACCAGGCUCCCUUCCCCUCUGAGCCCUCUACUGUAGCAAGUCUAUUCAGAGGAUAUUCAACACCACAGGCGCCUGCACAGCAGCCAGCAGGGGGACUCCAAGUGGACUUUGAGUCAGUUUUUGGAGCCAAAGCCUCAGGCAGCAACAGUGUCAUUUCUGAUGAUAUUACCGGGGGCAUCCUGAAACCGACCCUGGCCGGUUCCAACCAGCCGUGCAGUCAGCAGCCAGAUAGGCUGGUGUCAGACGACCUUGACUCCUCCCUGGCUAACCUUGUCGGCAACCUCGGCAUUGGAAACGGCUCAAUGAAAAAUGACAUGCACUGGAGCCAGCCAGGAGAGAGGAGGAUGACCGGCGGCAACAACUGGCAGCCAAAGGCGGCCCCAUCCAUGAUCUGGAACCCCGUCUCCAUGCCACAGUCAGUCAUGACCUUCCCUGCCACCACACCCACAGGCAUGAUGGGAUAUGGCAUGCCUCCGCAAAUGGGCUCUAUGGGCAUGAUGAAUCCACCCACCAUGAUGUACAGCCAGCCUGUGAUGAGGCCACCCAACCCCUUUGGCUCUGUGUCCAGUGCUCAGCCCUCCGCAGCCUCUAGUCCUUCCAGCCAGAGUCCUCUCCGAGCCCCUGGACAGGACCCGUUUGCACACCUCUCUCUCAAGGAUUUCUUGUAGAGCAUCUCCUUAGAUGCAGUUCAUGUAAUUUUGAAGAAAAGUGUCUCUCGGAAGAUGAAGCAACUAGCAGCAAAGCUUUGUACUCGUUGCAGUCUAACUCUUCAAAGAAAAACUCCACACACACACACUCACGCACCCAAAUACAGACAUGUCAAGAACACCAUGGUGCAACGACUUGUCAGAAACCAUGGUAACCAAGUCCAAUUGACGUUUGGCGAUAGCUCACACCCAUUAAUCUGUAACUUGUCCAAGACGUCGAGUGAUGCUGCUGUCUAACCCCCAUUAAGAGGAUUCUUAAUCAAUUUUACAGUGUAAUCUGUAAAGAUAGUGAAUGGGUGCUGAGAAACUUUGAUGUUAUGUAUUUGGAAACACUGUGGUUGGAUGUAAAGGCUCGAUGUUCAGCGGGGAAGGCGGCGGAAGUGAAGGGAGAGCGCUCCUUCCCUUUCUUGAUCCGAUCAUCAGUCAUCCAUCCCCUACAGUUAUUUAACUGUCACUAAGUAGUGAUGCUAAUGACGUUUACACCUGUUAAGUUCUUGUCUUUUUUACCGUGUUUACAGUAGACAUUCCUUGUGUGUUGUUUGUAUUUAUUUAUGAUUAUUGGUUUAAGAUUGGGGAAAAUAAUGAUAAUAAUGUAAAAUCGACAGUACAUUGAACACCUGUGGGAGUGCUUCAGCAUUAAACAAGGAUCUCUGACUAUCAUCGAGAGGUAGAGUUAAAAUAAAAAAAUAGCUAUUAUAUAAAUUACACCUAUUAAGCGGAAUCAUAGAGCACUAAAUAUUCUGAGUUUUGUGUUUAAGUUUUUUCUUUUUCUUUUACUAGAUGAAAGAUUUCACAAUCUCCAUUGUACUUCAAGUGCAGGGGUUAGAGUAUGAGUCAGUUAAUGUGAUAUAGUCGGUUCUGUGCCUAGGGUUUUUUGCAAUGGAUCAGUUUCCUGAAACACUUCAUCCACGAAUCUGAAGCGUCGCACUGGGCGCCGGGCUCCAUUUGCUUUAAGCUUGGCAUGCCGUUGACUCACUGACCGUAUUCAAGGCUGCCUUUACUCUGAAUGUGAACGAGUUGUCUUCAUGUUGCACACAUCUUUCAACACUACAGUUCCUCAGCAGGAGAUGGGGAGAGGGCAGGGAAUGAUGGACUGAGUGUGUCUGCUGGCUGGAGAGCUUGUCGCCACGCCAACGGGUGGGGAAUAGGGGGUCACGGAUUUGAUGUAAAUUAAUUGUAUAAAAAAGAUCCAGAGGAGCGGCUGUGGAGUGGAGGAGCGCUGUUGAUCGGCGCUCUAUGUAUAUAAAAAAAAAACCUGACUGUUCUUUGAGUGCUAAAGUGAAAGAUGUAUGAAAUAUGAAAUCAAUUCAAUCAAAUUUGACUCUACCUAAGUUUGAUUCAGGAUAUUCUCUGCGUUUGUCUCCGCAGAUAUUUUCUUUAUGUAAUUAGAACGUGUAGCAGACAAUGACUGAAGUCUUUUCUUUCUUUUACAAAUAAAGAGCAGCUUCCACAAA